AUAGUAAAUGGGGCCCUAAAGAAGUCGUACAAUGUGAAUGACUGCAAUAAUGUUGCAAUGUAUAGAUUAGCCUAUCAGAUCCAAAGUCUACCACGGAAUUUGGUAAUGACAGUUAGCGUUGACCAAAGAAGACGGUGAUAGAGCUGACUAGUUUGUGGGGUUUGAAAGGCGGUUUGAUGCUGUCAAAAGGGACCAAAAAAUACUAUUUUGACAAAAAUCUUAAACGGUUAGUGUUCUGCUGGAUACCAGAGACGCCUUGUGGUAGAUGUGAAGAUUGCGUUUCUUAUUUUCAUUCAAGACGAAGUGGAACUUCAAGGGGAAAACUCAAAGAUGAUCUGAAGUUCUUAAAAGUAUUUGACAUGGCUAUGGAAACAGAAUUCUUUGCUGGUAUUCCGAAGAUUCCAUAUGUACCCAACGCUGGAGCUCGAAACGUCUUGUGUUUCCAACACUACAAUGCAGAAGAAGUGCUGCUGGGCAGAAGUAUGGAGGACUGGCUGAGAUUCUCAGUCUGUUACUGGCACUCCUUCUGUGGGACUGGUGCUGACCCUUUUGGGUUCCAGACACUACACAGACCCUGGAAUGAGGGUGCUACCCCCAUGGAAUGUGCCAAGAAGAGACUCCAUGCAGCCUUUGAGUUCUUCACCAAACUUGGUGUGAAGUACUACACCUUUCAUGACAGGGACAUGUCCCCUGAAGGAAGGACUCUGGAGGAGUCCAACAGCAACCUGGAUGAGAUGACAGACCUGGCCCUGCAGCUGCAGAAUAGGACUGGGGUCAAGGUGCUGUGGGUCACCUGCAAUCUGUUUGCUCACUCAAGGUACAUGAAUGGAGCAGCAACCAACCCUGACUGCCAUGUUUUGGCCUAUGCUGGGGCCCAGGUGAAGAAAGGACUGGAUGUAGCCAAGAAGCUGGGAGCAGAGAACUUUGUCUUCUGGGGUGGCAGGGAGGGUUUUUACUCGAUACACAACACUGAUGUUGGCGCUGAACUGAAACAUAUGGCAAACUUUUUCAAAAUGGCUGUCAAGUACAAGGAGAAGAUAGGGUUGAAGUGCCAGUUCCUCAUUGAACCCAAGCCCAAAGAGCCAUGCAAACAUCAAUACGACUAUGAUGCAAUGAGUGUCAUAGGCUUCCUGAAGCAUUAUGAACUGGACAGCCAUUUCAAGCUGAACAUCGAACCCAACCACACCACUCUGGCUGGGCAUUCCUAUGAACACGAUGUCAUCAUGGCCUCUGUGUUUGGCAUGCUGGGCUCUGUGGACUCCAACACGGGUUCUCCUGACCUGGGCUGGGACACAGACCAGUUCCCCAUGGACAUCAGGAAUACCACCAUGAUAAUGAAGACUGUGAUAGAGCAGGGUGGUCUGCAGCCGGGGGGUCUGAACUUCGAUGCUAAGGUGCGUAGGGAGUCCACGGACCUGGAGGACCUGUUCAUAGCCCACGUCGGAGCCAUGGACGCCUUCGCACGCGGCCUGAGGAACGCAGUCAGGAUCAUAGAGGAAGGAGUUAUCACCAGCAUGGUCAAAGAGCGCUACAUGAGCUUCAGCCAUGGGAUUGGUCAGAAAGUAGUGGAUGGCAGCACCUCAUUGGAGGAGCUGGAGGACUUUGUCAAGCAAAAUGGGGAGCCCAAAGUCACAUCAGGCAAACAGGAGAAAUAUGAAACAGUCUUUAACCACUACCUUUGAAGACAUGUGGCGAAGACUUGUUUGACCAUGAAACCCCUUGUCCUGAGUGGUAUAGUGUCCAUCCAGACCUUUCAUAAUAGUAUGCUUAGAGAGUGAUAUAGUUUCAUAUGACUAACUAUUAUUACAGUUAUAGUAUAAAGAAUUAAUCAUUGGAGGAGUCUUGUGAAAGUGGACUAUUUUAAUGCACACUCCUGUAAUGUUGACAUAUGAUUAGAUUGUGAGGCCAUCAAUGGUAAAGACCAGAAAUAUGAAUUUAAUUUAGUAUAAAUUACAUGGCAUUUGAAAUACUGAAUUAAUUAAGGAAUUAAUUAAUUGAUCAGUUUUUCAUACUGGAGUUGAAUAAAAAGAAGCAAACCC
Molecule: messenger RNA, 2039 nt
Organism: Salvelinus namaycush (lake trout)
Lineage: Eukaryota; Metazoa; Chordata; Actinopteri; Salmoniformes; Salmonidae
Product: xylose isomerase-like
Exons: 14
Coding region: 177-1682 (501 amino acids)
Biological process (GO): carbohydrate metabolic process
Molecular function (GO): xylose isomerase activity
Source: RefSeq, a predicted model, not a curated record